GAGAAUCAAAGAGUCCACAAAGAACCACCGGUAAUUCUUAGACUCUUAAUUCUCUCGGUGUUGGACUCUUUUGAUUCUCCUGGUGGACUCUUUCGAUUCUCCCGGUGGUGGACUUUUUCGAUUCUCCCGGUGGUUCUGGAUUCUUUUGAUUCUCACGAAUUUUGGUGA
Molecule: messenger RNA, 168 nt
Organism: Dentiscutata erythropus
Lineage: Eukaryota; Fungi; Glomeromycota; Glomeromycetes; Diversisporales; Gigasporaceae
Source: the annotation of a GenBank genome assembly